AUUUUUUAUAAUUGAUGUAUUCGAUAUGGCGAUAUUAAAAUUUAGAAAAUUUGAUAUAUCGAAAUACGAUAUGAUUUCAAAAAUUAACAAUCCUACUUUCUGAGGUUGAAAAUUGAAUGGUCCUCAUCACAGCGGUCGACGGCAGCUUAUUUUAAUUGGUUGCGGGUAAUUCACCUAUAAAAAUAUUAUUGAAAAAACAUAUAUAUCGAUAUAUAAAUCGGUCAGCUGUUUGUUAGUUUGGUAGAAAAGAAAAAUAAGCACUUUUCCAACAAAUUUUCCGAAUGGGCGACUCCAACAAAGAAGACAUUCUGCACCUGCCGAACGGCGAUGCUCUGACCGGAGAUGAGGUUAAGUCGCCGUUUUUGAUUGGCGUGGCAGGAGGCACGGCCAGCGGCAAGUCUACCGUGUGCAAGAAGAUCAUGGAGCAACUUGGGCAGGCCGAAAUGGACCAUACACAGCGCCAGGUGGUGGCUAUCAGCCAGGACAGCUUCUAUCGCGAGCUGACAGCCGCCGAGAAGGCCAAGGCACAGAAGGGCCUGUUCAACUUUGACCAUCCGGACGCCUUCAACGAAGAGCUGAUGUUCGAUACACUUCAGGGCAUCCUCAAGGGUCACAAGGUGAAGAUACCCGGCUAUGACUACCGCACCAAUUCUCUGGACUUUGAGAACAUGCUCGUUAUUUAUCCGGCGGAUGUGGUGCUCUUUGAGGGCAUACUGGUGUUCUACUUUCCCAAGAUUCGGGACCUCUUCCACAUGAAACUGUUCGUGGACACCGACUCUGACACCAGACUGGCACGACGCGUGCCACGUGAUAUCAAUGAGCGUGGCAGGGACCUGGACGCUGUGCUCACCCAGUACAUGACCUUUGUGAAGCCCGCCUUCGAGGAGUUCUGCUCGCCCACGAAAAAGUUUGCUGACGUUAUAAUACCGCGCGGUGCCGACAACACAGUUGCCAUUGAUCUCAUUGUACACCAUAUCGGGGAGAUACUCGCCAACACCAACAGCGCACAGCACAGCCACACAAUCAGAGCUGCGCCGUCCAGCAUGAAGAGAGAUCACUAAAGUGCAUAAGCCUAAGCCUAACCGACCACCAACCCCAGACCCCCAAGGCCCAGACUAUGGCGCGCCGUGUCCUCUAAGCUUAUAAGCUAAUUGCCAAAAUUAAGAAUCGCAGAAAAAAACCAAACUAACAGAGAUAAACAAAGAACCUCCUUCUCUAUACCUUAAGCGCGGGCAUCGCUCCUCAUUUCGCUCCUUAUAAUCCACUAAUGUAGCCCUAAGAUUGAAAAGUUCUAUAUCUUUAGCUAUAAUCUACUCUACUAUUAUUAUUACAAUAUUGAAAUACACAUGGUAGUGUAAGCUCGUUUUUGUUCCCAUAACGAUAACAUAACAUAACCCAAUGAUUUCGUUUCCAGUCUAACUCUGGCCUAAGUUAUAGAAGAAUUGUUACAGUGAUAAUAUUUCACAAAACUGGGUCUAACCUAAAUGCUCCUUUGCUCUGACUUUUUGUAAGGUUCCGUUCCUAAGCACUCAACUCUCACCCGAAAAUCACACACAUGUCACAAAUCUAACUACUGUACUAUUCAUAUUUAUAUAUACCCGAUACUUGUAGAUCAAUAAUUUGCUUGCAACUCGAAUAUAUAUAUAUAUAUAUAUAUAUAUAUAUAUAUGGGUCUGUUUAUCUUUUAAAGCACUGACUCACGUUCUCAAAUAUAUUCGUAACAAUUUUCGAAAUGUUCCAUGAUUCUUUCCCACGUAUAACUAGAGGCUAUCAAAUACCAAGAUAUCACAUCAGGAACAGAUUCCGUUUCAAUUUUCGUUCGAUGCUUGAUAGACCGCGCUGCCUACACGGCUUUGUAUUGUCCUGGGUAGCUGAGUCGAUCCCAGAAUCCAACAAGAAUAUACACAGUAUUUGACAAGUUGGCGACGGGCACAUGUCGGUCCCUAGAAUCCAACGACUAUACAAUUUUGUUGUAUUCCAGAAUAUUCCAGAAAUGUUGAAGAAAACCCCUUUUAAUAACACAGAAACUUUGUUGCAGCCACGGUGAUUUUUUCCACUUGUUGGCUCAAUUUGAUUGAAAUUUAUCAAUAUCAGUUAUCCAUGUUGGCGAUUUCUGAUUUUUUUAUAGAGCAACCGUGGUUGCAGCUAUUAAAUAUCCUAGGAGUUAUAUUAACAAUGAGGAUAUCUGUUCCUCUAUUUUUGAUUAGCGCUCACUAAAUCAAGUAGAGGGUACACCACACAGUCGGAACACCCGACUAUAGCGUUCACUAAUUGUUGCUACUGAUAAAGCUAGACGUAAAAAAAUCUAAAUAUACAUAAAAGACGAAUUGGAUAAAUAAAUGUUUUGUUUAUUAA
Drosophila miranda is the source of this 2355-nucleotide messenger RNA. It is a transcript of the gene Uck, whose product is annotated as uridine-cytidine kinase. The record is from RefSeq and is a predicted model, not a curated record. Bases 282 to 1061 code for a protein of 259 amino acids. Gene Ontology annotation, molecular function: kinase activity; ATP binding. Gene Ontology annotation, cellular component: cytosol; cytoplasm. NCBI's taxonomy places the organism in Eukaryota, Metazoa, Arthropoda, Insecta, Diptera, Drosophilidae. The transcript is spliced from 5 exons.